GGGUGUGAGAGAGAAAUCGAGAGAAAGUGAGAGAGAAUUACAGAGCAUUUUCCAACACGAUUACACGACCGAAUCAAACCCCUCUUUCUCUCCGAAGCUGCUUUUAAUAUCGUACUGGCCUUCGAUUGUUCUCCUCUUUAAUACAUACUGUUCUCUCUUCGAUUUGAGAAUCUUUUUUUUUUCUUAUACAGGGAACAGUACAAGAGUCUGAGCAUCGGUUAACCCAACUGCACAGGUUUUAAACUGCCGUCAUGGUAUCAUCGUGGUGUUGCGGGAAAUUGUGGACAAAUGUGCCCGUUGUGGCUGUAAAUUGUGGUUGUGGAGACUUCAAAAACCUUGAUGUUGCUGGCCAAAAUUAAGGUAGUCUCCAAAUAAUGGAGCCUCAUGAUGAGACUGGAUGCCAGGCUCCUGAACGCCCCAUUCUUUGCAUUAAUAAUUGUGGCUUCUUUGGAAGAGCAGCUACCAUGAACAUGUGUUCCAAGUGUUACAAGGACAUGCUGUUGAAGCAGGAGCAGGACAAAUUUGCAGCAUCAUCCGUUGAAAACAUUGUGAAUGGCAGUUCCAAUGGCAAUGGAAAGCAGGCUGUGGCUACUGGUGCUGUUGCUGUACAAGUUGAAGCUGUGGAGGUCAAGAUUGUCUGUGCUCAGAGUUCUGUGGAUUCGUCCUCCGGUGAUAGUUUGGAGAUGAAAGCCAAGACUGGUCCCAGUAGAUGUGCUACAUGCCGGAAACGUGUUGGUUUAACUGGUUUCAGCUGCAAAUGUGGCAACCUCUUCUGUGCAAUGCAUCGCUAUUCUGAUAAACAUGAUUGCCCUUUUGAUUAUAGGACUGUUGGUCAGGAUGCCAUAGCUAAAGCCAACCCCAUAAUUAAGGCAGAUAAGCUCGACAAAAUCUAGGCAUGCACUACUGAAGGUUAAUGUAUGAACCUUGAAGCUUCAUCUUCUAUAUGUAAGUUUCAUAUAUGUUGUCUUCCUGGUUUUUUAGGUGUCCUUUAGUGAUUAAAAUGAUCCAAGUCAAGAUGGCAAGGGCAUCAUUAGGGAAAACAUUUAUUGUUGGUUGGGAGAUCCACUUGUUAGCUCCAGUGUGUUUGUGCUGCUUUGAUGGACACUUUGGCUCAUUUUGUAAUUUGAUUUCCUGCUUGGUCUGCAUUUUUCUUCCUCAUUGCAUGAAAAGUAUUUCCUGCGUAGUCUUGUAUUGGUUUUGCUUUUGAAUCAUUAUAGGAAUGUUUAAUUUUUAA
Messenger RNA from Glycine soja, 1234 nucleotides. RefSeq names its product zinc finger A20 and AN1 domain-containing stress-associated protein 8-like. The transcript is spliced from 4 exons. The record is from RefSeq and is a predicted model, not a curated record. Gene Ontology annotation, molecular function: DNA binding; zinc ion binding. Lineage: Eukaryota; Viridiplantae; Streptophyta; Magnoliopsida; Fabales; Fabaceae. The coding region runs from base 375 to 893 and encodes 172 amino acids.